AGUCUUGCAAAGGUGUAUCGGAUCCUCCCCUUCAGUCUUGCAAAGUUGUACUGGCUCCUCCCAUUCAGUCUUGCAAAGGUGUACCGGCUCCUCCCCUUCAGCCUUGCACAGGUGUACUGGCUCCUCCCCUUCAGUCUUGCAAAGGUGUACCGGAUCCUCCCCUUCGGUCUUGCAAAGUUGUACUGGCUCCUCCCCUUCAGUCUUGCAAAGGGUGUACCGGCUCCUCCCCUUCAGUCUUGCACAGGUGUACUGGCUCCUCCCCUUCAGUCUUGCACAGUUGUACCGGAUCCUCCCCUUCGGUCUUGCACAGUUGUACUGGAUCCUCCCCUUCAGUUUUGCACCGUUGUAACGGCUCCUCCCUUUCAGUCUUGCAAAGGUUGUACCGGCUCCUCCCCUUCAGUCUUGCACAGGUGUACCGGCUCCUCCCCUUCAGUCUUGCACAGUUGUACCGGCUCCUCCCCUUCAGUCUUGCACAGGUGUACCGGCUCCUCCCCUUCAGUCUUGCACAGUUGUACCGGCUCCUCCCCUUCAGUCUUGCACAGUUGUACCGGCUCCUCCCCUUCAGUC
Messenger RNA from Staurois parvus, 567 nucleotides. NCBI's taxonomy places the organism in Eukaryota, Metazoa, Chordata, Amphibia, Anura, Ranidae. The record is from the annotation of a GenBank genome assembly.